Molecule: messenger RNA, 1714 nt
Organism: Solanum verrucosum
Lineage: Eukaryota; Viridiplantae; Streptophyta; Magnoliopsida; Solanales; Solanaceae
Product: glucan endo-1,3-beta-glucosidase 12
Exons: 3
Coding region: 67-1473 (468 amino acids)
Biological process (GO): carbohydrate metabolic process
Cellular component (GO): plasma membrane
Molecular function (GO): hydrolase activity, hydrolyzing O-glycosyl compounds
Source: RefSeq, a predicted model, not a curated record
UACCCUCACAACCCCUUUAAAGCACCACUCACUUUCAUGCUCUGUUUCUUCAUCAAACAAUAGAGCAUGGAAAAACUCACCAUUUGUCUUCUCCUCUUCGCCUUUUCCCUUUCCCUUUUCUCCUCCAUUGCAGAUGCUGGUUCAAUUGGGAUAAACUAUGGCCGUGUAGCUAACAACUUACCAUCAGCAGUGAAAGUUAUAGCGUUGUUGAAAUCUCAAGGCGUUGAGCGUGUGAAGGUCUACGAUACUGACCCAGCUGUGCUCAAAGCUCUUUCUGGAUCCGACAUUAAGGUUACUGUAAAUCUGCCUAAUGAGCUUCUCUACAAUGCCGCUAAACGGCCAUCUUUUGCUUACUCAUGGGUGGAGAAAAAUGUUGCUGCUUAUUACCCAUCAACUCAAAUCGAAUCCAUUGCUGUUGGAAAUGAAGUUUUUGUUGACCCACAUAACACGACCCGUUUUCUUGUAUCCGCCAUGAAGAAUGUACAUCAAGCUCUUGUUAAGUUUAAUUUCCAUGACAAAAUCAAAAUCUCUUCUCCUGUUGCUCUUAGUGCUUUGCAGAACUCUUACCCUUCUUCAGCUGGGUCGUUCCGAUCCGAAUUGGUCGAACCUGUGAUUAAACCCAUGCUGGAUUUCCUCCGGCAAACGGGAUCUUAUCUAAUGGUGAACUGUUAUCCCUUUUUUGCUUAUGAGUCGAAUUCCGAUGUUAUUUCUCUUGAUUAUGCUCUGUUCCGUGAAAACCCCGGCGUUGUUGACGCCGGUAACGGACUUCGUUACUUCAGCCUGUUUGAUGCCCAAAUCGAUGCUGUUUUUGCUGCAUUGUCGGCUUUGAAGUACAACGAUAUCAAAAUGGUUGUAACGGAAACUGGCUGGCCAUCUAAAGGAGACGACACCGAAAUCGGCGCUACCGUCGACAACGCCGCGUCGUACAACGGAAACCUCGUCCGGCGGAUACUCCUCGGUGGUGGAACCCCCUUAAGACCUAAAGAAGACCUCACCGUCUUCCUCUUCGCUCUUUUCAACGAGAACAGAAAGCCGGGUCCAACUUCCGAGAGAAACUUCGGGUUGUUCUACCCGAAUGAGCGAAAAGUUUACAACAUACCAUUAACAAUGGAAGGUUUAAAGCAUUACGUCGACCGGCGGUCACCGGUGGCCGGCGACCAGAGAACGCAGAAAGGCGGGAAGGUGAAUGUGUCAGGGCAAACAUGGUGCGUAGCGAGUGGAGAAGCGGAGAAGGAUCACCUACAAGCAGCUCUAGAUUAUGCUUGUGGUGAGGGUGGAGCUGAUUGCCGUUCGAUUCAACCAGGAUCCACGUGUUACAAUCCUAACACGUUAGAGGCUCAUGCGUCGUUCGCUUUCAAUAGUUAUUAUCAGAAAAAUGGUCGUGCGAUGGGUUCGUGUUAUUUUGGUGGGGCCGCUUUCAUUGUUCAUCAACAACCUAAGUAUGGACACUGUGAAUUACCAACUGAAGAAUGAUAAAGGAAUGGGAUAGACUGAAUUUUGAUAGCAGCAGCUAGCUCUAAUUUAUUGUAGUAGCUACUUUUAUUUCAGACUUCAGACUAUUCUUUUUUAUUUUUUGGGAACUUUAGUAUCUCCAUUAGUUGGUGUUGACAUCAUCUUUACUAGCUACUAGUAAAUGUUGCUAUAUUUUCCCUUUUCUGUUUAUAUGCUAUUUUAAUUCUAAUGCUUUAUGUGAAAAAUCAUUAUUUUAUAUGGA